AUGGCCAUGAAUGGCCUCAUCAUCUUCAUCACCUGGACAGACCCCAGGCUCAACAGCCCCAUGUACUUCUUCCUUGGCCACCUGUCCUUCCUGGAUGUCUGCUUCAUCACCACCACCAUCCCACAGAUGCUGGUCCACUUAGUGAUAAAGAAUCACACCCUCACCUUUGCCUCCUGCUUAACCCAGAUGUAUCUGGUCUUUGGCGUGGGUGUGGCUGAGUGCAUCCUCUUGGCUUUCAUGGCCUAUGACCGUUAUGUUGCCAUCUGCCACCCACUGACCUAUGCCCAGGUCAUGAGCCGGCAGAUCUGUGUGAGACUGGUGAGUACAGCCUGGUUCUUUGGGCUGAUCAAUGGCAUCCUGCUUGACUACAUGACAUUUCGUGGUCCCUUCUGCAGAGACAACCACAUAGAAAACUUCUUCUGUGAGGCCCCCAUAUUUAGCCUGAGAGUCAUCUUUGCUGAUGCCAUUGUGGUGCUGCUCAGCCCCAUGGCUCUCAUCGUCAUCUCCUAUGCCCGCAUCCUAGCCUCCAUCCUGGGCAGGAACUCCUCCUCUGGUCGGGGGAAGACUUUCUCUACUUGUGCCUCCCAUCUGACCGUGGUCAUCUUUUUCUACACCUCAGCCAUGUUCUCUUACAUGAACCCCCGUAGCACACACGGUCCUGACAAAGACAAGCCUUUCUCCCUCCUCUACACCAUCAUCACCCCCAUGUGCAACCCCAUCAUCUACAGUUUCCGAAACAAAGAAAUGAAGGGGGCGAUGGCGAGGGCGCUUGGGAGGAGCAGCCUUUCCCAGACAGAGUCUGUCUAG
Messenger RNA from Rangifer tarandus platyrhynchus (Svalbard reindeer), 807 nucleotides. Lineage: Eukaryota; Metazoa; Chordata; Mammalia; Artiodactyla; Cervidae. The record is from the annotation of a GenBank genome assembly.